Molecule: messenger RNA, 5970 nt
Organism: Odontomachus brunneus
Lineage: Eukaryota; Metazoa; Arthropoda; Insecta; Hymenoptera; Formicidae
Gene: nanos
Product: nanos homolog 3
Exons: 4
Coding region: 1155-1667 (170 amino acids)
Biological process (GO): oogenesis; negative regulation of translation
Cellular component (GO): perinuclear region of cytoplasm
Molecular function (GO): zinc ion binding; mRNA binding
Source: RefSeq, a predicted model, not a curated record
AAUUACUCAUCCAAUUACUUAUUAAAGUCCAUUAUUUGCUAAAAUAAUAUCGAACGAUAUUUAAUGUUCGUCGACACACUAGAUGACGCUGUUUAUAGCGCUCAAUUACGUCUCUAAAUUCAUUUAAACUUGUUUAAGUCGUGAAACUUAUAGAAAGUUAAUAUUAUCAGGCACAGGUAUGUGUCCUAACAUCCAUUACUUACACUAUCUCAAAAACUCCGAUAAGUAAAGUAACUACUAUAUUGGAGCGAACAAGUCUUUCUGAUUGCUCAAUGUGUCCUCGGGAUUGCCGUAAAAAAAUGAGUUUCACUCCCGGUGGAAACGUUUGCAAAAAUCGAAUAUAUAUAUAUUUGAAUUUUGCGUCAUAGGUGUUGAAAAAAACGCAUGAUUCAUCGCCAGAUUUAAUACCAUGUAAGAUAAAAGGAAAACUGAUACAUAGUAAUUAUAUAAAAGUUAACUAACGACAGAGAUUAAUCUCGGCAUUGUGGGACUAUUUUUUCAAAUUUUUAAUUCGGCUUACUGUCCAAGGAAAUAAUAUAGUUUACCAUGAAGUUGUGUAAUCAUCACGAUUACAAUGUCUGAUGCAACAAUUGUCCAGUAUUGUUUCAAUAAUGAAUAAAUGUUCCAGUGCAUUGAGCGUACACACGUUUUUUAUUUUAACUUACAUAAUGCGCACCUAUAUAAGGAUUAUAAGAAGGAAAAUAGAACUUUUCUAUGCCAAACACAAUACGACUAAAGAUUUUUCGACGCGAUUUUCGCGGCACAUGUAAGUUAAUUGGCGUUGACAUUGAACACAUCAGUAAACACGUAUAUACCGCGUUCGAUUGAUCCAGUGAAAAACCGCACCGCCGAAACAAAAUCUCCCUUCGCAUCUGGCACGUGCGUCUUAUGAUGUCGCGGCGACCCUUUGAAAAGCGGCCGACCGCCUCGGCCGCAAAGGCGAAUGACGCAUUUUAUCAACGAAAAGACAAAAGCCUAUUCACGCCGUUGCAAGGAUUGUUUAUAGCGUGCUCGAUUUCUCAGGAUUCCUGACGAACGAACCGACGAUGGCGACAAAGUUUUCGCCGAAAGCAUAUCGCGCAGUUGUAUAUACAAUUGUAAACCGCUAGUCCUCAAAACGACCGUGUGUUUACAAUUCAUAGCUUAUCUAACUUAUGAUCUUCGUCUCUGCCUGCACUGAGGAUGCCGAGGGCUGCGAUUCUGAGGCUAUAGAAAUUGAAGAUGUAAUGGAAGAAUUUCGACUUAACGGCCGCGAUUUUGAGUAUUGUCCCGAUUUGGACCCAGACGUAGCGAAACAGAUCACACCUCGACGAAAGAAAAACAAGAAACCAUUACCUACUGUGUGCGUUUUUUGCCGAAACAACGGUGAAGAAGAAUCUUACUAUCGAAAGCAUCUACUGAAAGACGAUGACGGUCGCGUUCGAUGUCCCGUUCUCAGGGCUUACACGUGCCCGAUCUGCGGCGCAUGCGGUGACGAAGCCCACACGGUUAAAUACUGUCCAAAAGGUCCUUAUAACCCUAAUUCCAUAAGCACGGCGAACGCCUUCAAACUCCUGAGGAAUUCGAUGGGCAAGCGUCGUGGCAAGAAGGAAGAGAAUAAGAAGCUCUUCGACCACUCUGAAUUAUAUCAACCCACAGGCAAAGACAAUAUUCGUAUGCACGAAUGAGAACAACUGGACAAUGGUUCGCCGUAACAUCUAGAAUAUUGUUCGCGUACAAUAAUUCAUUUUUGUACUUAAUUAACACUUACGUUUAUCCGUAUAUGCUGACAACACUUGGUACAAUCUCGUAUUUUCGCCUACAUACGUUGUAACAUCAUUCUCAAAACGAAAACCAAGUUUGACUAUAUAAUCAACAAAGUUUUGUGUCGUUUUAUGGCUCUUGCGUUUUUUCAGUCACACAGUAGAAACUACGCUGCUGAAAGUGAAGUGAUUUUGAACGAGCAGUUUAAGCGCACUUUUUAGAGUUUGCGCGAUCGAAUAAGAUGAAAACUAUUCAGCGCGUACACGUCUGCGUUGUAACAAUGGUAAUAUUGUCUCAAUGAUAAUACUAUCAUUAGCGAUUAUUAACAGUUGAUCUGAGUUAAAUUCAGUUAAAUCAGUAAGACAGAGUGAUUAAACACGCGGGAGAAUUCUCAAAUUCUCUUUCUAACUAUUUGAUUGUACUAUGUGUUACGUAGGCAUAGGCAUAAGUGGCAUAGCUCUAUUAAGGUAUUUGAUAUCUUUUACAAAAAGCUGAACAUUUCUGAGAUAAUAAUAUCAAGAACGCUUGUGGCGUAUUUGAUUUCUUGAACUAUUAGGUUAUAAUAGAGCCAUAUUUCAAAGAUUCUUUAUUUAUAUCUUAAUGAGUCGAAAAAUGCACAUAUGUUCUUUCUUCCUCACAUGUGUGCCAAUAAAUAAAUGCAUUGAAGAAAUCGCGAAUUCUCUUGAAAGUAUCUGAGAAUAUAUCGUUUAAUUGUGAUUUACUAAGAAACAAGGAGAGAGAUGUUUCUUUGCCUUAGUAUGCCGACAAUUUGACUUCCAAAUGGUGAUUUGGACAAAGAUCGUGUAUAAAAUUUGCUCACUACACGUCAUCGGACAAAGAAAAUCGCGUUUUCUAAUGUCUUGACUUUGGAAUGAAACAAUAAUAACCUAAGAUAGAAAGAGAAUAUAAAACUUUAUCUAGACACUUUUACGUUAGCAGUAUUAUUGCUUAUAUUUUCCAGUUGAAAAUUUAUUUCGUAGCAUAUAUAAAAGUUGAUACCAUUCGCUUCCACUUAAGAACAUGCGAAUCAUUAUUUUAAUUUAUUUUAAUUUAUUUUUCACUGUGACAUUCAGCGCACGGGACGUUUCGACGAUUGUACAAUUUAUCCAUCUCGAUAUUGCAUCUUAUUUCGUAAAUGCUACUAUUAAAACUAUUAAUUUUUCAAAUUUACUUUUUGCGCUAUUCGUUUUCUUUCAUCUACGCUUUUGGCGAGUUACUUUGAUGAUAAUAAUAUGUGCCUUAUGAAAUGUUCAGUUUUUAAACUUUGUGAUAUGUUGUACAAUGCGCAUUUUUCAUCUGCAGUUUUUUAAAACGAGCUUAAAAUUCAUAUUUGAUAAAGAAGCAUAUCGACUGAUAUCGAGCGUCUUUCAGAAAAGUAACGAGAGAAUAUUCUAGUUUAAUUGAUUGCUCGUGCUGAAUGAGGCAAAAUUUAGUUGAACAUAACGUUAACGAGAUUGUAAAUUUUUUUAUGUGCUUACAAUUCUGAUGUUAGUUUUUGUUUGUACAAGCGUGUCCUCGUCGUGAAAUUCUGUGCCUUCUAAUCACAAAUCUGUAACAAUGGGCGAGUUUUUUAAUUCAUCGAUGGAUUCAUCGAUGGAUUCAUCGAUGAAUUAGAAAAUUCGCCCAACAUCUCAAAUGAUUGUACUUCAUCGAAAAUUUUAUGUGUCUAAAUAUAUCUCCGAAAUCAAUUUUAAUCCGGUAUAUUCUCAUUAAUGUGCGAAACAAACGGUUUUCAAUCUCGCGUAUUGUACAUAUUGGCAUAUUCAGAGGACAUCGGAUGUGAAGUGUGGUUACCGUCAGCCUUACCGUGAUUCGGUCAAGGCCGUCGAGACAAAAGCAUCCGAGUAUGUGCGUUCGUGUUUAUUACAUCGUUGACUCUCGUUUCGCGGAGAGCAAAUACUUGUUUUCAAAACGCGCUUCUUUUCGACGUCCUCCCGCGUUCUUUCGCGACAGGGCACGCUUUGCUUUCAUCUUUAAUACAUUGUACAAAGAACUAUAUAAGUACAAAAAACAUUGUAUUAGUUGACUGUAAAGCGAUAGAUCAAUAUAUUUUUGUAUAUUUUUAUUUUGAAAGAAAUAUCAAGUUACUGAACUUUACAUUCGUCAAAUAUAAUGUUUCUGGUUAUUGUUCUAAAAAAAUUUAUCUAAGUGCGUGAAUAUGUAAGAACCACAAUUUUGUGAGAAAGUGUAAUUUAUUGUUUUCUUUUUUAAUGAAGCUUUAGAUGAGCUAUUAGAUCAACUCUAAGUUUUGUCAAAAUGUUGAGUUAUUGUUACAGAUGAGAAUUAAUAUCGGUUAAGAUUUAAUAGAAGAGUUUUUAUUUUUUAUUAUAUCAUAUAUAGUGUUAAAAUGUGUAAAAAGAUGAUAUAAGUAAAAGUAAGUUAAUUUAACUCGAUGCUGCACACGCUGAUCUAAUUUCUUAACAAGUCAGAUUUGUGGAUACUUUAUUCGAUAAUCAAAGUUAAGAUAGUCAAUAUACUUUGAUAUUUCUCUAAAAUUUACUUUUUUGGUAUUUUUAGGUUACAUCACGAAUAAUUACUAUCAGUCUUUGAAACAUUUCAAUUCUCGAAAGAAUUCAGAGUUAAUUUUUUACUGGUUUAAAUCGUAGCAUAAAUAGUUCACAUAAUUGUCCAAUUGAUUAUCGUAGAAAUACUUUUGAUAUAAUUAUAUCAGAAUGGCUGUGUAUGUUUACCUAGAUAACAUAAUGUCUAAAAUCGGGAUAUAAAACAUCUUAAAGAUAAUCUUUAAGACGCCUUAAAGAUAUGUUUACGUAAAUCGUCUGAAAGACAUCUUAAAGAUGAUCUCUAAGAUGUCUUAUGUCCCGAUUUUAGACAUUAUGUUGUCUGGGUAGUUAUUUAAUUCAUCUCGUACUUUUAUGAUUCCAAAGUCCAUUUUAGAUGAUAUACUAAUUCAUGGUAAUAUUUGAGGCGCCGAAAUUUUGUAUUUAUAAGAAAAUAUUUGAGAAAUUCGGGUUAUAUGUUCACAGAUGUGUAUAUAACACGAAAUGUAAACCUUCGAAUCUUAUAUCACACGCAUAUAAAAUCGCAGUGAAUCCUGUUUCAAGUUCUGUCACCUUUUAUAACGUCAUAUAGAUAAGAAUUUAAUCGGUCAACAAUGCAUCACCUGAUGCUAAACGGCGACUUUCUAGGAAUUGAAAUGUUUGAAAGAUUUCUUAAGAGAUAUAAAAAAUGAGAGAAAUAAAAAGAGAAAAAGAUAUAAAUGUAUAAAAUGUUAAAAUAUUACAGAUGAUUAUGUACAGUGAAUAUUUCUAAUUUUGUAUCGUCAUAUUUGCGAUGUUAUUUAGUGCGUAAGAGUAUUGCGAGUUCCUAUUACGAGAUAGUAUAAUUAAUAGUACUCGUAACGUGCUAAGUUAAAUUUCUAUGAUGUUAUUAAAAUGACACAUAGACAUGUAGUGUUUCUACGUGCAUUUUUACUAUAUAGUUACUACAAAGAAAAUUCAUAAUAUGUGACAUUCAAAUAAAUUAUAUUCAAAGACAUUAUUUAAUGAUGCGAGUAUGUUCUCAUAUUUAAGAUGUGCGUCUCAUACUUGAAUUGCACACGUAGCCAAAGUUUAGAAUUACGCCGUCAUAUCGUAUGAUUCAUAAUGUGACGCGAGAUGACGUUAUGGUAAUACGAACUCGCAGAGUCACAUUCUCAAAGAGCAGCAGGUGAUAACUAUUGUAGUGGCACGUAAGAACAUUACAUACAUAUUGCAAUUGCAUAUACAGAGACAGGAAUUUGAAAAGGCCGUAGCAAGCGAAUCUCAUUCCGACACAAUAAUUCAAUAAUUUAACGUUCAGUUUGCACAUUUUACAAAAUUGUACAAAUAUUUAUUUUGCCGUAAUUUGCCUUCGAAUUCUGUAAAAGCUUGCUCGUUUACGCGUCACCGUUUUCGAGUCCGCUUAAUUCAAAUUUAGCAGAACUCCGCUGUUUUGCCCUUUACAGUAUCCAAAAUACAUGUUUGGUAGCUCGCUUGAUCAAACACUUCGGAUUUUUAUUUUGUUAUAAAUCCGUCUAUUCGGAAUUAAUCUUGUGCAUUCUGAACGCAUCUCCCUCGUACACGUUUACAUUUUUAAGAUCACACAUUUUGGUGCAACCAUAAUCAUCUUGCCAUUCCAAUUUUUGUAUUAACUAUUAUGAAUGAUAUUAAUCUGUCACGCGCUAUUUAAGUGUAUUCGUACGCAGAAUUGUAUUAUGUUCAAUAAUGUUUAAUAGAGAAAAUACCUGCA